Amphimedon queenslandica is the source of this 3579-nucleotide messenger RNA. RefSeq lists its product as uncharacterized. Gene Ontology annotation, biological process: signal transduction; regulation of canonical NF-kappaB signal transduction. Gene Ontology annotation, cellular component: plasma membrane signaling receptor complex. The transcript has 11 exons. Bases 126 to 3284 code for a protein of 1052 amino acids. Lineage: Eukaryota; Metazoa; Porifera; Demospongiae; Haplosclerida; Niphatidae. The record is from RefSeq and is a predicted model, not a curated record. Gene Ontology annotation, molecular function: protein binding.
GACCUUGCAUUAUAGCCCUAGAGGUCAUUCUUUAUGCAAAGCACUGAACAGUAUAAACUUGUGGUCUGAAGCAGGGUGUGUUUUGGAAGAGAGGGUGGUAUAUCCACGUUGUUAGCCUCUUAGAUAUGGCCACUAAAGGAGGGGAAAACGAGACACCAUUAACUACAAACAACGCCAUAAAUCAACUUAGCAGUGUUGGUUUCAGAUUUACGCACUGGAGAGAAGUUGCUCGCCGUCUUCAGAUAAAACAAGACGAUAAGGACAGGUACAUGAGGAGACAUUAUGGUGAUGAUGCUACUGCUUUGGAAGAAUGUGUGGAUUAUUGGCUGAGAAACAGCAGGGAGCCUACAUGGGAUAAAUUUCUACACAUCAUUGCUGCAGUUGACAAAUCAGCAGCAAGACGGAUUAGAAAGUCUAUUGGUCUACAACCAGUGACAGAAGAGCUAACUGUCCUUGAGUUGCUGUCCGAUGAUCAACUCACAGCUCUUGGGGACAUACCCUCAGGUUUGGUGGGACAAUUGAAAGCUGAGGGAAUUGCAGGAGAGGAUGAGUCUGGUUGGCUGAAGGACGUCACGACGUGGAAGGAAGUGAUAAAAGGAUUAAUACAGGUCUUUAAGAAUAAUACCAAUAGUAAAAAAGAAAUCAUCCUUGGUAAGUUUCUAAUGUUGUUUAAUGAAACCAGAAAAAUUGGGAGGGACAUACUUCAAGAAAAACCUUCAACUCCUGUAAUGGUCUCUCCUACAUUUGAACAGAAAUUUGAUAAGCUUUCUUGUGAAUUAGCUAUACUCCUAAGUAAAAUAAGACCGAAACUCCUUCAAAAGCUCCCGCAGUGGAAGGACUUCAAAAGUUUCCUUAGGAACAUUAAAAAGAUUAAGAAAAGAAUUAAAGAAUGCGAAAAUGUGGAAGAAGCCAUUGAAGUUGUGGAGGAAGAAUUUAGUAGCUGCACAAACCUUGAAAUAAUAAAAAGUAUAGCAGGUAUGUAUGGCUGCGAUGAUGUUCUUGAAGAUAUAAAGAAAUAUGAGAAGCGCAUUGAAAGUUUUACAGAUGAUAUACGCGAUAGUCUUAAAAAUCACUUGCCAGUGUAUCUAUCCCGUGAUCAUACUGAGCCACUCCUUUGUGAGAGAUUAGAGUUUACGUUGAAGUGGGAUCCUGAUGAAUUUUCUUAUGAAGAUAUCAAAUUUAUUUUAAACAAAGCAUUUGAGGACAUUGCUAAAGAUAUUAUUGUUCACACCAUAAAUGGAGGCUCUGUUACUGUUCUGUGUCAUAUUCCACACUCGCUCGUACCUCUGGCCAUUUACAAGGCACAAAAGAACAUGGAGUUUCUCCAGAAGCAUCGCAUGAUCAGCCUAACCAUUGGAUACAUGACAGUAAUAGCAAAAUCAAUAGAGAAAGAAGUGGAAGAAGAGGAAACAAUAACUGCAGAACGUUAUCCACAAAAAGAGGAAGGAAUUGAAGAGGACGUAACUGCCAGUGAUACUAAAGAUGAGACAGUCAAUUUGCAGGAAAUAAAAGAGGAACUUGAAGAGAAAAAGAGGCAGUGUCUACAAUUAGAGGAAAGAUGCUCCAAGUGGGAAAAUAUUGCACAAUCAUCAGCAACAGAUCAAAUGACUGAAGCUUUGCUUGAACAACUGAAAGAAUAUCAAGAAAAAGAGCAAAAUUUUAAAAGAAUUGUUGCUGAGAGAAAUAUCUUAGCUGAAAAGCUGAGUAGCUUUAAAUCAGAGAAGAAAGAACUGCUAGAGAAACUAACUGACAAAGAGAACCAGUUAAUGUCUUUAGUUCAAAUUGAAGAGCUAACUCAGCAUGAGCUUGCAAAGGAGAGGGAGGCAAACAAGCUGAUUCAGCAGGAAGUACAGACACUACAAAAUGAGAAAGCAGAGACUGUCAUGGGAGAAAUGAAGAAAAAAUAUGAAAAACUGCAAACAGACAUUGCUGAUGAGAGAGAAAAAACAGAGAAGAUGGCAGCAGAAAAAGAAGAGCUAAAAAGGGAAUUGGACACUGUCAAGAAAAUGAAAACAGUGAUCAUGGAGGAGAAUGAGGCACUGAGAAAAGUGAAGGAAGAAUAUGAAAAACUUCAAACAGAAAUUGCCAAUGAAAAAAAGAAGAUGGCAGUGGAAAAAGAAGAGCUGCAAAGUGAAUUGAACACUGUAAAGAAAAUGAAAUCAGCAACAGUGAUGGAGAAUGAGGCACUGACAAGAGAAAAAGAAAAAUAUGAAGCUCAAAUUAAAGACAUAAAAUUAAUUCGAGUCCCAACAUUGCAUGAUGACUGGAGAGAUAGCGAGCCACACACUCUACCAGUAGAAGUGUUGAUGACAUCUUUUGCUUCUCAUCAAAAAAGCAACAAGCAUUGGUACAGUCCAAGCUUCUACUCUCACGAAAAAGGAUACAAGUUGUGUCUACGAGUCAGAGCAAAUGGAGAGUCACAAGGAAGUGGAACACAUCUCAGCAUUCACAUCCAUUUGAUGAGAGGCGAUUACGAUGACGUCUUAAAAUGGCCAGUCAGAGGAAAAGUAACACUAGAGCUUUUGAACAGGAACCGUAAUGAAAAUCACUUCUCUGGGGAUAUCGAGUUUAAUGACGAUUCUAACCCAGAGGCAACUGGAAGAGUAAUGAAUGGAAUACAGAUAAGCAGUGGGACUGCAGCUUUCGUUGGACAGGGAGGAGCAACAUUUGUACCACAGGACCUUCUCUUCCAAGAUCACUUGAAAAACGAUAGCAUUAGGAUCCGUGUCGCUGGUGUAGAAAUGGAACCAGAAGGUGCAAGUGUAGUACCCAGUGAAGCUCCUACUGGCAAAUCUGCUGUCGUUGAAUUUAGAGUCAACAAAUUUUCUGCUCUUAAAAAAUCCAACGGAAGUUAUGUCAGCGAGCCUUUCUACACACACGAAAAAGGUUACAAGUUUGUUUUCAUGGUGUAUCCCAAUGGAGUAGGAGGAAACAAAGGGAAGAAUGUAUCCAUCUUUGCUCACCUCACCAGAGGAGAAAAUGAUGAUCAACUCAAGUUUCCAUUUAGAGGAGAGUUCACACUCCAAGCUGUUAACUGCCGCGACACUAAUAAAGAUCACGCUGAGAAAGUGAUUCGAAUUAAUGAAUUCACAGAUCCCAAGGAGACAUAUGGCAGCCGUGUAGCAUGGUAUAAUGUAACCGGAAGAGCUCUUAAUGGAUACGGAUUCCCGGAAUUCUUGGCACACGAACAACUCGCAUAUAAUGAAAAGAAUAACACACAAUAUCUUGGUGAUGAUGACUCAAUGCUAUUUAGGGUCACUAAUAUCACAGUAAAUUCAAUGUAAAACAAUACUUUUUAAAAUUGAUGCACACAUUUUUCAGCUUUUUAAUAUAAAAAAAUAUAAAUAGAAAUUCCUAUAAAAACUGUUCACUAUAAUAAUAAACAUAAACCAGGAGUCCUAUUAACAUUUUCAUGUAUGAUAAAAUGAAACAGUGAAGCACGUACGUGUACUAAUACAGAAUAGCAGCAGCAUGAAUACUGUUACUAGGACAACGGAAGCUGUGGCAAUUUACAGCAUUUUAUCAUAACUAUUGUACUGAAGGUUUGCAUCCCCACUGAAGUCAACUGUCACAUUAAAA